This is a messenger RNA of Drosophila busckii, 2135 nucleotides long. RefSeq names its product phosphoenolpyruvate carboxykinase [GTP]. Lineage: Eukaryota; Metazoa; Arthropoda; Insecta; Diptera; Drosophilidae. Gene Ontology annotation, biological process: hepatocyte differentiation; cellular response to glucose stimulus; cellular response to dexamethasone stimulus. The transcript is spliced from 2 exons. Gene Ontology annotation, cellular component: cytosol. Gene Ontology annotation, molecular function: manganese ion binding; GTP binding; phosphoenolpyruvate carboxykinase (GTP) activity. The record is from RefSeq and is a predicted model, not a curated record. The coding region runs from base 141 to 2093 and encodes 650 amino acids.
UCAUCCAAAAUUUUGUUUGUUAGGCGUGAUAAAAAUGUUACUUCCAUUACUUUUAAAUUUAGGCAAAUAGCUGGGCUCGUUAGAUCGCGGCUAAACAACAACAAACAACCUUAGCAUGCACUUUACGAAAAUAUGAGGAAAUGAAAUGCAUUAAAUUAUGCCCAAAGUCAAUCAUAGUGCAGGCAAGGAAGUCGUUGAAAAGUCAAUUACUUGUCGCUGCGCCCAAGCAUUAUAACUUCCGUCUGAUCUGCCGUGCAUUAUCGGUCAACUAUGGCGAUGCCAAGGCGCUGACGCCAGCUGUCAAAGCCUAUGUGGAGCAGUGCGUCAGCCUGUGCCAGCCCGAUCAGCUGCACAUCUGCGAUGGCAGCCAGGCCGAGAGCAAGCAGCUGCAGCAGCUUAUGCUGAAGCAGGGCACCAUUGUGCCGCUCUCCAAGUACGAGAACUGCUGGCUGGCGCGCACUAAUCCCGCCGAUGUGGCACGUGUCGAGUCCAAGACUUUCAUCUGCACGCCACGCAAGGAGCAGACGGUGCCGGUCACCCCAAAUGCCACGCCUGGCACGCUGGGCAAUUGGAUCAGCGAGGCGGAUCUGCAGGCAGCCAUUGCUGAGCGCUUUCCAGGCAGCAUGAAGGGCCGCACUAUGUACGUCAUACCCUUUAGCAUGGGUCCAGUAGGCUCGCCGCUCUCCAAGAUUGGCAUUGAGAUCACCGACUCGCCCUAUGUGGUGGAGUCCAUGAAGAUUAUGACGCGUGCCGGCAGCAAAGUGCUCCAAGUGCUGCAGCAGGGCGAUGGUCAGUUCGUCAAGUGUCUUCACUCCGUGGGCACGCCCGCCAGCGGCACACAAGCUCAGCCCAGCUGGCCCUGCGAUCCUGAGCGCACCAUCAUUCUCCACAAGCCCGCCGACAAUGAGAUUGUCUCCUAUGGCUCUGGCUAUGGCGGAAACUCGCUUCUGGGCAAGAAGUGCUUUGCUCUGCGCAUUGGCAGCACCAUUGCCAAGCGGGAGGGCUGGCUGGCGGAGCACAUGCUCAUUUUGGGCAUCACCAAUCCGCAGGGCAAGAAGAUCUAUGUGGCGGCCGCUUUUCCCUCGGCCUGCGGCAAGACCAAUUUGGCCAUGAUGACGCCCACUCUGCCAGGCUACAAGGUGGAGUGCGUGGGCGACGACAUUGCCUGGAUGAAGUUCGACUCCAAGGGCGUGCUGCGUGCCAUCAAUCCCGAGAAUGGCUUCUUUGGCGUGGCUCCCGGCACUUCACGCACCACCAAUCCCAUUGCCAUGGACACUAUUUUCCGCAAUACGGUGUUCACUAAUGUGGCCUCCACCUCAGAUGGCGGCGUCUACUGGGAGGGAAUGAGUGCAGCAGAGAUGGGCAGCGCCAGCAUCACCGACUGGCUGGGCAAGCCCUGGUCUAAAGACUCCGGCAAACCAGCUGCGCAUCCCAACUCCCGCUUCUGCACUCCCGCAGCUCAAUGCCCCAUCAUUGAUCCCGCCUGGGAGGAUGCUGCUGGCGUGCCCAUCUCUGCUAUACUCUUUGGUGGGCGUCGCCCUGCUGGCGUGCCGCUGGUCUAUGAAGCACGCGACUGGGCACAUGGCGUCUUUAUGGGCGCCGCCAUGCGCAGCGAGUCCACCGCAGCAGCUGAGCACAAGGGCAAGAUGAUCAUGCACGAUCCGUUCGCCAUGCGUCCGUUCUUUGGUUACAACUUUGGUGACUAUCUGUCGCAUUGGCUGAGCAUGGAGCAGCGUGGUCAGGUGCCCAAGAUCUUCCAUGUGAACUGGUUCCGCAAGAGCGACGAGGGCAAGUUUCUCUGGCCCGGCUUUGGCGACAACUCGCGCGUGCUGGACUGGGUAUUCCGCCGGGUGCAGGGCGAGCAGUGCUACGAGGAGUCGCCCAUUGGUCGGCUGCCCAGUGAGGGAGCGUUGAAUGUGAGCGGCAUGCAGGGUAAAGUGGAUCUCACUCAGUUGUUCGAGCUGCCCAAGGAGUUCUGGCAGCAGGAGGCGAAGGAGAUUGAGGCGUACUUUAAGGCGCAGGUGGGUGAGCACCUGCCCAAGGCGGUGGCUGCCCAGCUGGGCGAACUGAAGGCACGUGUGGCCAAGAUGUGAUUUGGGUAAACAUAGUUUAAAUAAAACGACAAGAGUAUAAAU